Messenger RNA from Exophiala mesophila, 2219 nucleotides. RefSeq lists its product as uncharacterized. The transcript is spliced from 7 exons. Bases 365 to 1735 code for a protein of 456 amino acids. Gene Ontology annotation, molecular function: protein serine/threonine phosphatase activity; cation binding. Lineage: Eukaryota; Fungi; Ascomycota; Eurotiomycetes; Chaetothyriales; Herpotrichiellaceae. The record is from RefSeq and is a predicted model, not a curated record. Gene Ontology annotation, biological process: protein dephosphorylation.
GCCCUCUCGCUCACUCCUGGGACUGUCAGUUUCGUCUUGCAACCUGAUUUUCCACUCCUCUGCGGCCUCUCCAGUCAUUGACACCAUCCCUCUAAUUUUCAACGUUGCACACGACCUUCUUCUCUUGCCAUCCAUCUCAGAGUCCUCUCCCUUUUUCUAUCUUUUAUCGCUUGUUAAGUCAUCCUUUGAUUACCUGUGUCCUCUCCACCUCUCCGGACGCCAUCAAUUCAUUCGCGCCACCUCCCUCAUCAAGUUCUGCAACCUGACCAUCUCCCACCGUUAACAAAGCUUAUGACAUCGACCCCUCCAAGUAUAUGAUUACACCCACAUACCAUCUCCAUCAUACUCUCAAGUGUUAGCCAGCAUGGGUCAGACUCUGUCCGAACCCGUGGUUGAAAAGCUAUCGGACAGUGGCGCAGAUGAUUGUCUCCUCUACGGCCUGUCGGCCAUGCAGGGGUGGCGCAUAAGCAUGGAAGAUGCGCAUGCCGCAGUACUCGACCUACAGCCCGAACAAUCUGGCAAAACGCAGAAACCCGCACCGCCCGACAAACGAUUAGCCUAUUUUGGAGUCUAUGAUGGUCACGGAGGUGAAAAGGUGGCUCAAUUUGCUGGCGACAAUAUACACAAGAUAGUGGCGAAACAAGAGGCAUUUGCCAAGGGUGACAUGGAACAGGCCUUAAAGGAUGGAUUUCUUGCAACAGAUCGUGCAAUUCUGAAUGAUGCACGGUAUGAAGAUGAAGUGUCGGGAUGUACCGCGUCGGUGGGCAUCGUCUCCAAAGACAAGAUCUGGGUUGCCAACGCAGGAGACUCUCGAACCGUCCUCGGUGUGAAAGGCCGGGCAAAGCCGCUCUCAUUCGACCACAAACCUCAAAAUGAAGGCGAAAAGGCUCGAAUCAGCGCCGCCGGUGGAUUCGUCGAUUUCGGACGUGUCAAUGGAAACCUGGCCUUGUCACGUGCCAUUGGAGAUUUCGAAUUCAAAAAGAGUCCUGACCUUUCUCCUGAACAACAAAUUGUCACAGCGUUCCCGGAUGUCAUCACCCAUGAGAUCUCGAGCGAUGAUGAAUUCCUUGUCAUUGCUUGUGACGGAAUUUGGGAUUGUCAAUCGUCCCAGGCGGUCAUAGAGUUUGUACGAAGAGGUGUUGCCGCGAAGCAGGAGCUACAUUCUAUUUGUGAGAACAUGAUGGACAAUUGCCUUGCGUCCAACAGCGAAACUGGAGGAGUGGGAUGUGACAACAUGACCAUGAUUGUGAUUGCAUUGUUGAACGGUAAAACCAAAGAAGAGUGGUAUGACUUAGUUGCGAAACGUGUGGCAGACGGUGAUGGGCCAUGCGCACCACCAGAGUACGCUGAGUUCCGUGGCCCCGGAGUGCGACAUCAGUUCGAUCACGACAGCCCAGAUGAAUACGAACUAGACCUGGACCACCGGGCCAGAGGUUAUGGUGGUCGCAACGGCAGGAUCAUCCUCCUCGGGGAUGGCACUGAAGUUCUGACCGAUUCAGAUGAUACCGAAAUGUUUGAUCAGUCAGAGGAGGAGAAAGACGCCACAAAUCAGGUGAAAAAAGAUACGCCCGACACCUCAGACAUGGACACGAACCGUAGCGAGCGAGAAGGUACCCCAGGCCCCCAGUCCGCCGACGAACAGGAGUCAAGCAAGUCGAGUCACCGAGACGCAUCUUCAGGUCCUGGCACACAGAUCAAAGCGGUGGCAGAUGAGCCGGGCAACAAGGCAACCUGAUAUGAUGCGAUUAUGUCUGACUUUAUAAGUUGAUUUUUUGACAGACGAAGGCAGAAGUCCCCCUUUAACCCUCCACCAAUCGAGAUGAGAUACCCUUUGAGACCCCGGUCAUCCUCUACGGGGACCUCGAACCGAGAAGAUGAUCCAUCUCUUGAUAUUACUCCCCUGUCGUCAUUGGCCCUCGGUUCCUUUCGUGUUAUUCGUCGUCGUUGUUCUUGAACAUGGGAGUGCGUGUCGAGGACAGAACACCGGCCGAAUGACAAAGGAGACCAACAUCCCCAUCCAACUAUUGUGUAGUGAUUACAGGACUCUAUUUUUUGUUUACGCAUGUCGACCAGCACCAAAGAUACACAGACGGGGGCUUUGAAAGAAAGGUGAAUCAGCCAAAGACGACAAGACACACGGUUGACAUUCAAUCCCUGGGUAGAAAGAAUCAAUGACCGAGGAGUCUGACUGCCCCUGUUCUCCUUCUUUGCCCUUCCUG